Molecule: messenger RNA, 1836 nt
Organism: Venustampulla echinocandica
Lineage: Eukaryota; Fungi; Ascomycota; Leotiomycetes; Helotiales; Pleuroascaceae
Product: IlvD N-terminal
Exons: 2
Coding region: 1-1836 (611 amino acids)
Biological process (GO): branched-chain amino acid biosynthetic process
Cellular component (GO): mitochondrion
Molecular function (GO): dihydroxy-acid dehydratase activity
Source: RefSeq, a predicted model, not a curated record
AUGGUUCUCCCACCGCUGAGGGCGCAUGCCCGCGCUUCGUUGCGCAUCUCUAGACAUACCUCACAAUACAUCCGCUCAUUAUCAUCAACCGCAGCCUUCCGGGCCUCGCAAAAUGACGAACCCAAGCUCAACAGGGUCUCCGCCGGGAUUACCCAACCAAAGUCCCAGGGAGCUUCACAAGCUAUGUUAUACGCAACGGGCAUGACGGAGGAGGGUCGAAACAAAGCGCAGGUGGGAAUCUCUUCGGUGUGGUAUACUGGAAAUCCGUGCAACAUGCAUCUUUUGGACCUCAACCACCGCGUCAAGGAGGGCGUGGAAAAAGCGGGUCUGAUUGGAUAUCAAUUCAAUACUAUUGGUGUAUCCGACGGAAUCUCAAUGGGCACGAAGGGCAUGCGAUACAGUCUCCAAUCUCGAGAUCUGAUUGCUGAUAGCAUCGAGACCGUGAUGGGCGGUCAAUGGUACGAUGCAAACAUCUCUAUUCCGGGCUGUGACAAGAACAUGCCCGGCGUGAUGAUGGCCAUGGGAAGAGUCAACAGGCCCUCGCUUAUGGUUUACGGCGGAAGCAUCCGCCCUGGCUGCUCCGUGACCCAGGGCAACGCGGAUAUCGAUAUCGUCUCGGCUUUCCAAGCUUAUGGUCAGUAUAUCACGGGAGAAAUUUCCGAGGAGACUCGUUUUGAUGUCAUUCGUCAUGCCUGCCCUGGCGAAGGCGCCUGUGGAGGUAUGUAUACCGCCAAUACGAUGGCAACGGCGAUCGAGGUGAUGGGCAUGUCCCUUCCUGGUUCGUCGUCGAAUCCCGCCGAGUCGCAAGCCAAAUACCUCGAGUGUCUUGCAGCAGGUGGAGCGAUCAAGAAUCUCCUGAAGGAAAACAUCUGCCCCAGGGAUAUCAUGACCCGCCAAGCCUUUGAGAACGCCAUGAGAGUGGUGACCAUCACGGGAGGUUCCACCAACGCAGUGCUUCACUUAAUCGCUAUCGCCGACAGCGUCGGCCUGAAGCUCACCAUCGAUGACUUCCAAGCCGUCUCUGACCGCACGCCCCUCCUCGCUGACCUGAAGCCAUCUGGCAAGUACGUGAUGGCCGACCUAUACAAUAUCGGCGGGACACCGUCGCUCCUGAAAUUCCUCCUCAGGGAGGGAGUAAUUGACGGCUCAGGCAUGACCGUCACAGGCCAAACUCUAGCCAAGAAUCUCGAAAAUGUGCCCGAUUUCCCCGCAGACCAACCCAUCAUCCGCCCAAUGUCAAACCCUCUCAAACCCACUGGUCACAUCCAGAUCCUCCGCGGCUCCCUCGCCCCAGGUGGAAGCGUAGGAAAGAUUACCGGCAAAGAAGGUCUCCGUUUCGAAGGCAAAGCUAAAUGCUACGAUGAUGAAGACGAUUUCAUCGUUGCUCUUGAGAAUGGAGCUAUCAAGAAAGGUGAGAAAACCGUUGUGGUGAUCCGGUAUGAAGGUCCAAAGGGCGGACCUGGUAUGCCUGAGAUGUUGAAACCUAGCUCUGCCAUCAUGGGCGCCGGUCUAGGUCAAGACGUCGCGCUUAUCACCGACGGACGCUUCAGUGGUGGAAGCCACGGUUUCCUUAUUGGACACAUUGUUCCUGAGGCUCAGGACGGUGGCCCCAUUGGACUUGUGAGGGACGGCGAUUCAGUUGUUAUUGAUGCGGAAAACAGAGUUUUGGAUUUGCUCGUUGACGAAAGCGAGUUGGUGAAGAGGAGGAAGGAGUUUGUUCCCCACCCACUGAAGUACAAGAAGGGGACGCUAGCAAAAUAUGCUAGACUUGUGAGCAAUGCUAGUGAGGGAUGUAUCACGGAUGGCCCAGUUGUGCUUGAGAGCCAGUCGUCUUAA